Molecule: messenger RNA, 3689 nt
Organism: Hemicordylus capensis (graceful crag lizard)
Lineage: Eukaryota; Metazoa; Chordata; Lepidosauria; Squamata; Cordylidae
Gene: SUOX
Product: sulfite oxidase
Exons: 4
Coding region: 876-2534 (552 amino acids)
Cellular component (GO): mitochondrion
Molecular function (GO): oxidoreductase activity; molybdenum ion binding; heme binding
Source: RefSeq, a predicted model, not a curated record
UCUUGAUAUGUUGGAGAUGUUUUUCUGUCUAUUCGGUGAUAUAUGUAACGUAAGGGUUAAAAUGCAGCCACAGCACUUAAAUCCACAAAUAUAUGUAGCUAAACUGGUCUCAGAAAUUACUAGCAGAUAGCUGGUUGAUGAUUACAUGAAGUACAGCUCAGGAAAUGGUUGACAAGUGCUGAAAAAUUAAUGGAAGCUGCAUAAGAUGAAAUGGGAGUUUCAUUGACGUCGGUCCCAUUGAAACUCAGUGGGACUUACUUUUGUGUGUUAAACAGAGAGAGGACCAGGUUGUGAGUCCAUGUAAUAAAAACAGAUCUACUCAAAGAUGGGAAAUGUGCCACAGUGCAAGUGAUGCAAGAAGUUUAAGCAGCCCAAUAGUGUUCCAAAGGCUUGAAGUAAGCUUUCAAGUCCCACAAAGCUUAGUUAGUCUUUUGUAGCACAAUCGGAGAAAAAGAACAGACUCUCUUUAUGCUUGUGAUUUAUAUACCCUUAAUAGGGAAGUGAAUAUUUGCGAGCCAGAGUUGGUUCGAUAAAGGUAUUGCCUCCUUUGUAUUUGUGUUGAUGGCCUGUGUGACCUUUGCAGCUGCUGCAGUGCAAGCCUAUGUAUGUUUGUUCAGAAGUUACUUCCACUGGAUUCAGUGGGACUUACACUAAAGAAAAUGUACAUAGGAUUGCGGACUAAGGGGCAAUGACAAACAUAGACUGACAAACAUAGCAAUUAAGUGGGUGUAAAGGGGCCACCCUAGACACCUUGGCACUCUGGGUGAAAAAUUAAAAUGCCACCCUCAUAAAUUGCAUUUUAAGUAGCCACUCACAACUACAAUGGAAUUUCUGUGCUCCUGUCAACUGUUGCUUAAAAACUUGGUUUGAAAAAGAUGCUGCUGUUCAGACCCAGCACAAAUGGCCUCUGCACCCUUCAGAGAACAUACUGGUUGAGAGCCAUGACCCGGAAGACCCACCCUCCAGCCUGCUUAGCCUGGUCCUCCUUCCAUUCCCGUGGCACUUGGAAGAGCACUAGCAGCAGAAGACACAGGCUCAUGGUAGCAGCAGGUGCUGGGCUUGGCAUAGGCACCAUCUUGGCUUAUGGAGAUCACUGUCGGCGGGCAGCCGAGGAAGAGCCCCCUGCAGCCACACCUGGCCCCCCUUUCCCUGUCUUCACGCGGCAGGAAGUGUCGCGCCACCACAGUGAGGCCAAUCGAGUGUGGGUGACCUACGGCAGCGACGUGUUUGAUGUCACUGAUUUCUUGGAGUUGCAUCCUGGGGGCAAAAGCAAGAUUCUUCUGGCCGCAGGGGGUGCUUUAGAACCCUUCUGGGCCCUCUAUGCCAUGCACAACCAGGAACACGUGCUGGAGAUCCUUCACGGGUACAAAGUGGGGGAGCUGAGCCCGGAUGAGCCUCCCCAGCCAAGCCCAGGAGAUCCUUAUGCUGAGGAUCCUCCGCGACACCCUGCCCUGAAGGUCAAUACCUUGAAGCCCUUCAAUGCAGAGCCCCCUUCCGAGCUGAUUGCCGAAAACUACCUGACUCCCAACCAGCUCUUUUUCAAGCGCAACCAUCUUCCAGUCCCGAUUGUGGACCCCACUGCCUACCGGCUACGUGUCCAGAGUCGCAAUGGGCGGACCCUCUCUUUAUCCUUGCAGGACUUGAAGAGGGAUUUUCCGAAGCAUGAAGUGGUCGCCACACUGCAGUGUGCUGGCAACCGCCGUGCAGAGAUGAAUGCCCUCCAGAACACCAACAGGCUAGGCUGGGGCAUUGGGGCCAUCAGCACUGCAUGCUGGGGUGGCGCCCGGCUUCGGGAUGUUCUGGUGCGAGCUGGGUACAGACCAAGUGACGAAGGUCAUGUCUGCUUUGAGGGGCUGGACAAGGAUCCAAGUGGCACAGUUUAUGGUGCCUCCAUCCCUUUUAAGAAAGCCAUGAGUCCUGAGGGGGAUGUUCUCUUGGCUUAUGAAAUGAAUGGUGAGGAACUGCCACAGGACCAUGGCUUCCCCCUCAGAGUUAUUGUGCCAGGGGUGGUAGGUGCCCGUAAUGUCAAAUGGCUGGCCAAGAUCACGGUGGGUCCAGAGGAAAGCCAAAGCCACUGGCAGCAGAAGGAUUAUAAAGGGUUCUCUUCCUCUGUGACGUGGGAGACAGUGGACUUUUCCAAGGCCCCUGCCAUCCAAGAGAUGCCAAUCCAGUCGGCCAUCACGGAGCCCGGCCCUGACACUUCUGUUACGGCUGGGGAGCUCACGGUGAAAGGCUAUGCCUGGAGUGGAGGUGGGCAACAUGUCAUCCGGGUGGAUGUUUCGCUGGAUGGUGGGAAGACCUGGCAUGUGGCCAAGCUAACUGGGGAGGAGCAGUUGCCUGGGCGCGCCUGGGGGUGGAAGCUGUGGCAGCUGACGACUUCUGUGCCUGCUGGCACCAAAGAACUGAACAUUGUCUGCAAGGCUGUGGACGUGAGCUACAAUGAGCAGCCUGACACAGUGAGACCCAUCUGGAACAUCUUGGGAGUGCUCAACAAUGCUUGGCAUCGGGUGCAUGUCCAUGUGAGUGAGGAGUAAGAGGCUGGAACAUGUGCCUUGUCACCCAAAAGAGACAAAGUGGUCAUGGAUGUCCUUGGCUGCUCUACACCUUUUCUUCUCUGCACAUGUCUGUUCCAGGUCCCCUUGGAAAGGCCAAGAAGAAAAGCUGAGAUUUCAGUGGGGUUUCAUGACCGCCGUGUGUCCUUUCUCACUCUUACUCUCAGCACUUGACUGUAGCAAUUCACUAACUUUGAUCUCCUUCCACAGGGUAUGAUGGGCCCAGAGGAAAAGAUAUGAAAUAGCUAGCUAGCCAUCUCCAUAAGGGAAACCCAACUUUCUCAGGAAUUUAGGCCUGGUGCCUUUUAACUGCUUUAGAAGAGAGACCAAUUAAAUGAUUGGCUUCUAAAAUCUUUGCAGUAGACAACUGUGCUUACACUGCUAUUGGCUGAACCCUCCCCCCCCUUUUUUUUUGGAGUACUGAAUUACUUCAGUCUUGCCAAAUGCUUAUGUGCCUUUUAAGGGCUCAAAGUACAAUUUUUUUGGUGAGUGUUCCAGUAGUAGCCCAAACUCUCCAUUGUUACAGACAUUGGAACUUGCACUAAGACCAAGUAUCGCCACCAUUUUUUACAGUCUUUCCUCUAAGCUAUACCUUUUGUGGUAGGCAGCUCCCCUUUCUUGUUUUGAAAUAUGAAAAUGUCUUGCAACCUGUGCUCAAUUUCCUUCAUGGUCUCCUGCAUUACUCCUCCUUGGUUCAGUGUGUGUGUGCAUGCACACAAUUGGAGGCAACCAAAGUUUAGUUGAAUAUUUUGGCUUAUGCCUUCAUUUCAAAACCCAUCUCUUGCUGAUGAAGAUGUAAGCCAAAAUGUUCAUCAGCAAGAGAUGGGUUUUGAAAUGAAGGCAUAAGCCAAAAUAUUCAACUAAAUGUUGGUUGCAUCUGAUUUUACACACACACACGCUUGUACAAGAGCUGCUCUUCAUCUCUGCUAGGAAGCCAUGCUUGGAGUGAACAGAUGAAAAAAGGACAGCGUUCCUAUACCUUCCGCAUGUUAGGGAUAAGAAGGGAUUUCAGUGAAUGUUACAGAUACAGAAGCCCUUUACAUCUGGCUCUCCUCAUCCUGCUUUGUUUCUGUACAGCAGGAUAUUGGCAUUGAUGUUUGAGAAACACUUCUGAAUAAAGCUUAUUGGUUGGAGAAA